This is a messenger RNA of Cephus cinctus (wheat stem sawfly), 6392 nucleotides long. RefSeq lists its product as uncharacterized. The record is from RefSeq and is a predicted model, not a curated record. NCBI's taxonomy places the organism in Eukaryota, Metazoa, Arthropoda, Insecta, Hymenoptera, Cephidae. The transcript is spliced from 2 exons. The coding region runs from base 1334 to 3517 and encodes 727 amino acids.
AAUGAUUAUGGUUAACGGUAAUCGUUGGGUGUUCACGAUAUAAAGUGACUGGACUCCCAGGGAGUGGCUACUCUGGAUUGUUUCUAUGAAGAGAAGUCAGAAUCAAAUUCAAUUUUUUUAGUCAAAGAAAUCAUAGAUUUUGAAUGAGAUGCUAAUGAUUUAUCACGAUUUCACCGUGUAAAAUUAUGUGGAAAUAUUAACGUGAGUGAAGAAAAUAUUAUGGAUUAUUAUCAAACAUCGAUGUGAAUUUUUUAAAUUAACAAUCUAAAGAAUUCAAAGAAAUAUAUGGUGAUCCGUGUAAAAUAACUGUCGGCCCUAGGUAAGGAGAGAAAGGACGCGUGUUAAAAAUGAAGCCUGUCGUAUGGACGAGAGAGCCGUUCAAAGAGACGAUCGUGGCAGACAACAUGGCGCCGCGCGAAGCGUCGUCGGGGCGUCGUGACGUUUCCCGCGCGCGUCAUUAACGGAAGUGAGGCCACAAAAUGGCGGAGUUUUAUGUAGCUGAAGUGUGAAAGAGGCGUUGGAGAGAAGACGAGGGCGCCUACACGCCAGCGGUGUAGAGGAGCUUUCCUAAGAGAGACAAAAUAUGUGUAGUCGAAUGUCUGCAAGCGAGAUGAACGCUUCGAGUGCCGAUCAUUGUGUUGGCUUGUGCCAGGGCUAGAGCGGGGAUACUCUAUAAGAAAAAUAGGAUGACUGGUGGCUGUCGGUAGUCCGUAAUGUGUAAAAGUGGGGACUAUUGAAGCUUAUGGUAUAAUGAAAAAGUGGGGUGAACAAAUCAGGAGAAGGUAUCACGUGGUGAGGGAACAUGAAUUUGAGAGUGGGGAUGGCCAGUAUCUAAAGUCUGUUAUAUUACUUGAAUUUCUUGGUAUGUGUUUGUCCAUGGAGGGGAGAAUACAGCUCAUAGGUCGAAAAGUGGGGGAAAGAGCAGAGCAGACUUUUCAGGGGGAGACGUUUUGUGGUGGGGAUGAAAAUUAGUUACGGCAUCCAGCAAGACCUAAAAGGAACUCCGUGCGUCGCGCGGCCAGGCCACUCCGUGCAAUGUUACGCGUUAAGGUAUGCUUGUGGUGUGUUCAGAGUGCCGGUUUACCUUACUCACGAUAAUUUGAGGUUAAGAACAAAGGAGGACACUUAGUUGACAUUUGUUAGGAUUUUGUGAAUUGUUUUGGCCUUGUUUUUCAAAGGUUCUAUUUUUUCUUUGCUCACGGUGGUAUUCUAUAAUGCUGACAAGUGGGAUAGUGUGAUCGCGUGAUCUCAGACAGUGUCCAUGAGGAUUAUCGGAAGUACCGAUUAACUCCAACGACUAUCAUUCUCCAAGAGAGUACACUAGCUUGUGAUAAUGGCGCACGGUGUCAGCGAAGUUCUGGCUGAGAGUAAUUCUACUACCAGGAUGACCACCAGCAAACAUAACCAAGCUCAAAACGUUCGGAAAACAGUUGGCGUGAUGGGCAGCAGACGUAUAUUCGCACCUGCUUUUAAGUUGAAGGUACUGGAUUCCUAUAGGAACGAUAUAGAUUGUCGUGGCAAUCAGCGUGCUACUGCCAGAAAGUAUGGCAUACAUAGGCGCCAGAUACAAAAGUGGUUGCAGUGCGAGGAUAAUCUGCGUAGUAGUUGCGCAGAGAUGGUAACGUCAUCAUCGCCGGUGAGUUCAAAUUCAUCGUCCUCGUCCUCAUCAUCGUCGUCAGCCUCAUCGACGACGCUGGGAAGCCCCGCAAUAACCGAGGGCGCCCCGACGGCUGAUGCGGGAAGCGUGGCUCCUUUAGCGCCGGCCUUGAACCUCAGUCUCGCCAGACUGCACGGCGACGAUGUGCCUCCGGGGCCCCUAGCCACUCCACCCUCACCACACUAUCCGCAGACCAGCACUUCAGGAUAUCAUCAAGAGUACAUUAAUCAGGAUCAGCAUGGCCAGGAUAUUACCUACCGUAGUGAUGAAGCAGACAAGUAUUAUGCUAUGGACGGUUAUGAUGCCAAGGUAUGCCAGAGUGCACAGGGAUACGCGAUGAAUCAAUCUAAUCAUCAAAAUCAUAAAGAUCAUCAAGAGACACACCCAAGUGAACAUAGUCAUCACCAUCAGUAUCGAGAUUCUCAUGGAAGCGUACUACUGGCCCGGACGAUAAAGUCGGAACGUGCAAGCAGCCCAGACUCGGUGGCGACAACAGGGCCGUACGAGGCGCUGGGGCCGCCCUGCGGUCCCCUAGGGGCCGUACCGUGCCCUCAUCAAGAGAACACCAGCACCAGGGGAGCUACGGCUACUCCACCACCUACAUGCAUAGUAGCGUCGCCACCUGGUAGUGUCCAUUCGCCAGGACACGCGUGUCCCAUGAAUUCUCAGAAGCCGAGUACAUUCGAGCCCGAGGAAGCUGGAGGGCUUAGCAGUGCCUAUGGGCCACCUGGGCAUGUAUCCUGUUCCAGGAUUUACCCAGGUCCUGGUAGUCCCCAAGGGCCCCAUUCCAGUCCUCCAAGCCCUCAGGGCUCGGCAAGAUCAAGCACCAGCUCUGACAGCGAAUUGGACCCUCUCGAUUUUUCAAAUCAGAAGCAAUCGGCUGACCUCGCUAGGAGAAGGUCCUUCUCCUUGAGAUUCAAACUUGAUGUCCUCGACGCAUUUCAUCGGGACGUCGGCGUUGCUGGUAAUCAACGCGCUACUGCCAGAAAGUUUGGAAUUAAUCGUCGUCAGGUACAAAAGUGGCUCAGUCAGGAGACUGAACUCAGGGGUGAAAUUGCCCUGAGAGGCGGUACAUCGAGACAGAGACUUGGACCUAGUCAGGAUGUUGGAGAAGUACCAGUUGAUUUGAGAAUCCAUUGUUCUAUGCCAGAGAGUCCGACACCAUAUUGCUGCGAACUGAGUGUACCAAGGACUGGCUACUAUACUGGGAACAUUGUGGAAUCUCCUGAGGUGUCAUACAGGACAUGUAUAUUAUCAUGCUGCACGGAAGGUACCACUGAAACAUGUUAUCAGGAGAUGAGCAUAACGAGACCCUGUUAUACAUCACCGCAGAGGAUAUACUGUUACUCUCCAAGAGAAUCUGUAGAAAUAGGUAUUCUCCAGGAAAACACAGAGCCAGUUUUAUCCUCUCCGUUGAAAAGGUCUUGUACUCUAUCUUGUUGCUAUGAACCAUCAUCUCCUAAGAAGAUCUGCCUAGACUCUGAUGAUCCUCCUCAGGACGUACCGUUGUGCUUAGUAAAACCUAAAAGAAUCUGCGAUCUAGAGCUGGUGACUAGUACAGUACCCACGCCUCCGACACCAACACCAGCAGCUAAAAAAGACGCCAUCCUCUUCAAACCUUACCUGGACAACCCAGUAAGCAAGCCCAUUGAUGACGACGGCCAAAUAUCCCCAGUGCCGAAUAAUAACAACAACUGCCAAGGUAUCUGCAAUCUGAAUGAAAAUCGUGGUCAUGACUACGCUCUGGAAUUGAGUCUCAGGGUUCCGGUAUCCUGGAGAACAGUGCAAACUCCAUACACGGAUUAUCCCCAGGUUAGAAGUGCCUUCGUGAGGUAUCCAACGAGUCCCCAUUACACCUAGUGCGAUUUCACUUCUUUAUCGAGGUCCGGAGACGAUAACCAAAAAUCCAAAAAUGGUACAAUACAGUAUAACACAAAAUAACAUUACACCAACAUAUCCCACUAACAAAAACACAUACAUACUUGUAAAAUCUAAUAACCGUUUUCACUUAGAAAAAUUGAAGUUCAUAAUCAUGAACCAUAAAGUUGAAGAUUCUGAUUAGUUAACUCAAUUCAUCACGUUGAACCAAUCAAAACUUUACAUCCAUACGGUUACGACCAUUCGUUCUUCGUACAAUAGCUUUAACAAGAAAUGUAUUCUAAAACGGUGUAAGAUUAGGUUAGUCUUUCUAAUUAACGUAAGGUGAAAAGGAGAUACGUGAGGCCCGACACGUUAGACAUGCUUAUCCAUCCGAUCGAUGAAUCCACUGAUAAGGUUACAAUCAUCGGCUAAGAUAAGCUAGGAAGACGCCUUACAGUACAGACGUCUUAACGGAUAAAGAAUUGACUCGUCCACCUUUUUAAGCGUCGUUCAGGCUUCCUUCUAUUUUUUUUAUCAACACACAUCGGAGUCAUGGAGAUUAAAAAAUGUCUUAUCGACGAGGCCGUUUAGAGGUCGUCGUCGUGUGCCGCUAUACUCAUGCGCGCUUCUAUUAUUAUGAAAUUGCGUGAGCAAAUGACUGGACACGUGACGUCACGCGAUAAAUUGUUAAGAGCUUCGUUUCUUUUUAUAAUCACUAGAGUCGUUGGCUUCUUGCCUGAUGUAUUUUGCCAAUUUGACGAAAUCAUCGUACGAUUUGGUAAUUGAAAAGGGACGUUCGACGAACCGGUGUAACUAACAACGAGAGAAAGGAGAGAAAUUAUAUAAUACCGAGGAGAAUUAUAUCGGUAUCAAAGUAUGGAUGGGAAUGUAAUCGAUUUGCUCAAAGAAUUGCUUCCACAUACAGCAUAUUGUAUGUCUCUUAGAUAGGUCUUGGCAAUUAACAUUGCCCUAACGUAUCUCUCCGUUUUAUAUUCAUUAUCUAUUUUCUUCUUUAAUUUUUCUUGCGUGCCUCAGAUCUCGCGUAGUAUUCUAUCUUUUCGUAUCAAAUUUCUUAAUUCUUCUACUAGCGUCAGUUUUUUUUUUUAUUUUCAUUUAAAUCCCGUAGUUUUUUCCGGGGCGUUUCGUUCUCCUGCAAGGUUUCGUAAAUCAUUGAUUAAUAUUGUUGUAAAUAUGUCUAUAUGUAUACAUAAAGCGCGAGAGAGACUAGCAAAACCAAUAGAAAGAACUGGAAACGGACCUGUGCGUAUACAAAUCAACGUAUCUUUGUCUAUAAUGUAUUCUAUGGUCGAAUCCGAAGAUCAAUCCAAUGGAUUGCGUGUUAAAGAAUGAAUUCUGUUUCUAGGAAGAAUUGGAGGUACACGAUGAUUUGUGCAAAACAAUAAUACGUGACACCUUGCGGACCAAAAAGCAAGGAAACAGAUACUAAGUAGGAACAAACUGACAAUCAUAAUUAAUAAGUAAUUCAAUAUGGAGCUGUGUACGUGCCUUUCCAAUUGUCUUCUUGGUGGAGAGCCAAGAAAGGAAAAAUUUUGUACGACCAUUCGGAAACAUAAAUAUCCAAAAUGCAGAUGCGUAAGCAGAACGUUCUUUUUUUUUAAUUAUUGGAGAGAUCAGGAUUUACAAAACGCGUCUCGCAUCCGAGAAUUAUACAUAGGAAAAAGUAAAAGAGGAGUGUCGACAAGAGUAAAUUAAAGGUGCCUUACUCAAUUACAAGACUUUAGUCUAAACAGAUCUUUAUUGAAGCGGAUAUUCUCAUAUCUUGCAAUUGGAUCAAACAGAUUGAGUGUAAAAGAUUAGAUUUUAUAUAUUGAAAAAAAAAAACGAUGCCAACGCACGAAGUUCGCGUGCCAAUCCGAUGCGAAGGAAUAAACCCGUGUACAAUGAAUAACGAUGACUUUUACACCGUAAGCCAUAAUAGUUACAUAAUGCCAUAACGUUUAACAUAAUAUGGCGCAUCCAACGCCAAUCACCGAAGCAUAAAGUAAAUGACGAGCGAUAUAUUUAUAUAUACAUAUUUUAAUGUGCACACAUCAUUUAUAUAUCAUUUUCUGUUCAUUAUCAUUUCGUCGACUUCUUCGUGAGAUUUUUGAUCGUUUGCGCGUACGCGGUGCCGUGGCACGAAGUCACGUUGAAAACUGCGACAUAUUAAAAUUUGUUAAUAACGGAAUCUCCGUCUUCAACUCGCCGUCUUAGCGAAUAAGAUAAAUCAUGUACAUUUUCGGGAAGGAAGAGUAUCCCGCGGGAUGUGACUAUUUAUAAAAAUUAUAUUUUAAUAUACUGUCUUUACAAGUGGCGCGAUAAGUGGAUAUUGAAGUUUUUGAGGAUACUAUACAGAAUUGUAAUUGCGUACAUAGUAAUUCUUGCAAGGCUAUGGAAAUAUUGUGCCUUUAGUCUCGUGGGUAUUUUGAAGAAUUUUUUUUGAUAGCGACUGAAAAAACUGUGAAAUUGGAUGAACGUCGACAAAAGAAUAAUAACAGCGGAAAAGGAGAAAUGAUAUCUCGUUUAAGACCGGCAGCUCAAUUGUGUGAUAAUAUUAAGGUGUAUGAGGAGGUGUCAUUUUUCUUUAGAGAAUGAAAGAGAGAGAGAGAGAGAGAGAGAGAGAGAAUGCGUUGGUAUGCAAACAAGCGAGAAUGUUGUACAAAGGACGAAUUAACCUUAUUACGAAUUAUCUUCUUCUUUAAUGCGCAGAGUAGGCAACGCGAGACGAAUUAAUUGUAUUAUUACUGUAUUAUAUACACGAUAAGAGUAGAUAUAUAUUAUAUAUUAUAAAUAGAUAGAGAUAUAUAUUAUAUAACGAUGCCUAGGAAUUUACCGAAUUUGAGAGACAAAAAUAUAAGAGAUUAUUUUAACGAAA